CAGGGCCCCCGUGUGCCUGAGAGAGCGUGAAGUGUACGUUUGUUUGUGACACGGGCGGAGGAGCCGUCAGUGUCAUAUGGCAAGGCAGGGUCGGCCUCAACCGGUUCAGAGCGGAGUCGGCGCCUGAUAUCAGAGGCAGUGGCUGUUCGUGCACCAUUCCCCUCUGAACGUGCAGGCAUCGCACGGAGAGAACUGUGGGUUUCUACAGUGCACUGCCAGGCAGUUGAUGGAGUUCUCGCAGGAAGGAGACUACUGCCGUGCUCAGCAUCACAGCGUUUGAGCUCCUGGAAGGACUGCCCGCCGCCAAGACACACCCCACCCCCUGUCCACAGCGCCCUUUCUGCCUGACCUCCCCUGGACAAACUGAUGGGGGUAGCGAGUGGUGGCUCUGGCCGGAGGAACUCCACCCGAGCCCCACCAGAGCAUCAACAGGAGCAGACUGCCAGCACUGACAAGAGGCGGAGCUUCAUCCUUUCCCUGUGUCUGGGGGUCGUCGGCAGAAAGGGGGGGUGCUGUAGAGUCUGCACCACAGAGUUAGAAGGACACGAAGUCAAGCGGUUGGCGCUGUGGCUGCGGGAAUUGGCCCCCAAAGGCAGCUUCUUGAGUGCACACUGGAGAGGACACCAUGGCGCGGAUGAACCGGCCUGCCCCGGUGGAAGUCUGCUACAAGAACAUGCGCUUCCUCAUCACUCACAACCCUACCAACUCCAACCUCAGCUCCUUCAUCGAGGACCUCAAGAAAUAUGGAGCAACCACUGUGGUCCGAGUGUGUGAGGUGACAUAUGACAAGGCACCGCUGGAGAAGGACGGGAUUACGGUCGUGGACUGGCCUUUUGAUGACGGUGCACCCCCACCCACAAAGGUGGUGGAUGACUGGCUCAACCUGCUGAAGAGCAAGUUCUGUGAGGACCCUGGCUGCUGCGUGGCCGUGCACUGUGUGGCCGGCCUGGGCCGGGCCCCCGUGCUGGUGGCACUGGCCUUGAUCGAGAGCGGGAUGAAAUACGAGGACGCCAUCCAGUUCAUCAGGCAGAAGCGACGGGGGGCCAUAAACAGCAAGCAGCUGACGUACCUAGAGAAAUACCGGCCAAAACAGAGACUGCGCUUUAAGAACAAGUGCUGCAUCAUGUGACCUGGAGCAUGACUGUCGCCGUGGUUCGGACUCGAGCACUUUGAGCUCUGCCUUUUCCCCCCGUUACCCUUUUUAUUCUUUUUAGAUUUGACUCAAUGAGCCCCCUGCUGGCAGCACUCAGUCUCGCUGGACCGACCUCCUGCCGUCCGUCAGUCCGUUUCAGUAAAUGAAGUCCGUUUCGCCAGUUGAGUUGCCUUAGCGUGGAGGAUGAGCUGGCCAGCCACGCUUGACUGGCCCUCUCCUUACACACCUCGAGAUAUGAAGAAGCUCACAGUCUGUGGACACAGACCGCUGCCCUGAUGCGGAGACCACCGGCACGCCAUGCUGCGGAGCUCUUAGAGGAUGAGGGUGGGCCCGUGCUUCUGUGACCCAUGUGCUUUGACCGGCUCUUCCCGCCUCUCUUUGGACCUCGUGCCGUCCAGAGGGCGCUGGUGCUUUCGGUUUCCGUGCUUUCUGCGUGUGACCUGAGCAUGCACAGUGUGGAACCUUUUUGUGCCCCUCAAGGAAAGGAGGGUGAUUCGGAGGCAGCUGGGUUUAAUCAAUAUGGCCGCUCUUGGGGAAGGGGCGGGGCAUCUUUGUUUGUAACUGAUGCUUUUCUAAAAUUCUUUUCUUCAUAUAAAAGCUGCUCCAUAUGCAGAGAGGGGGAGCGGAGUUCAGAGGCGGGGGCCAAGUUCACGAUGGUGUGUUUUGGCCCUGACUGUGCACAUGUGCUUCUCAGGCCAAUACCCCUUCUAUUCAUUGAGAAGGCUUCGGUUGCCUUUGUGUCUGCCAUGAAAAUAGCCCACUGAAGAUGUUUAAGGCAUAAUAAAUGUUUAGAUGGUG
Brienomyrus brachyistius is the source of this 1951-nucleotide messenger RNA. Its product is annotated as protein tyrosine phosphatase type IVA 3-like. Gene Ontology annotation, biological process: protein dephosphorylation. Gene Ontology annotation, cellular component: nucleus. The transcript has 6 exons. Gene Ontology annotation, molecular function: protein tyrosine/serine/threonine phosphatase activity. The record is from RefSeq and is a predicted model, not a curated record. NCBI's taxonomy places the organism in Eukaryota, Metazoa, Chordata, Actinopteri, Osteoglossiformes, Mormyridae. The coding region runs from base 626 to 1129 and encodes 167 amino acids.